Molecule: messenger RNA, 282 nt
Organism: Pyrenophora tritici-repentis Pt-1C-BFP
Lineage: Eukaryota; Fungi; Ascomycota; Dothideomycetes; Pleosporales; Pleosporaceae
Source: RefSeq, a predicted model, not a curated record
AUGGCGCUUACAUCCCCGUGGAGGGGUAAGCUAUGGGUUGCAGUGAGCUUUGAGCUACUGUUCAGCGUUCCCCAGGAACUACAGAUCGUCAUUAUCGGGCGGACAGACUACGGCCACGACAUGAGAAAUCGCGCCAACAGCUCCCAAUUCACGCUCGAGGCCAUACGAGCCCACCCUGGACUUCAGCCACAAGUCUCAACAAUGCCUUCAAGUCAUUCUGCCCAGAGCGCCAAGGGCCCAGAGGCUACUGGCUCACAAGGCCGUGGCACGCACCAACGCUAG